Molecule: messenger RNA, 1773 nt
Organism: Malassezia pachydermatis
Lineage: Eukaryota; Fungi; Basidiomycota; Malasseziomycetes; Malasseziales; Malasseziaceae
Product: transcription initiation factor tfiid 55 kda subunit
Exons: 1
Coding region: 1-1773 (590 amino acids)
Biological process (GO): RNA polymerase II preinitiation complex assembly; transcription initiation at RNA polymerase II promoter
Cellular component (GO): transcription factor TFIID complex
Molecular function (GO): RNA polymerase II general transcription initiation factor activity
Source: RefSeq, a predicted model, not a curated record
AUGCAGAAGGCCGAGGAUGGGGAAGGCAUCACAAACACGCUCACCUCGCCCCGUCGCGUGGAUGGGCUUCGAAGGGUGGAGGCGCCAGGGACCAAAUCAGCGAAAAUCGGUCCCAAUUUGGCCAACGUGGCCCUCUGUGUGGAGGCCACCGUCGCCGCCACGCUUCGAUUGUUGCCAACGUACGCCGAAAGCAUGGACGACGCGCCAGCCACGGCGUCCAAGCCGCGGAUCCGCGCGCAGUUUCGAAAGCCUCGCGUACGCCUGAACUUUUCACGCAAUGUAGCCGGUGCCGCUGCGACAGGCGAUGGGCCCAAGACCAAGCCAUACAUGCAAGGCUACGACCGUGAGCUCGAUAGCGAGGACGACGAGACGGGCGAAGGCAUGGCCUUUGAGGAGCAGCUCAUUCUUCGCGUCCCUGAUGGACCCGGCGAAAAUGGCGAGCUAGACGAGCUUCGACGCAUCAUUCGGCGGCGUGGGGAGUACAAUGACGUUUGGUUCAAAUUUAAAGAUUCACGCCGCGCCGUGUUCCAUAUCGGCAAGCAGCUGUAUGCGGCCAAGCUGGUCGACUUGCCUUGCAUUGUGGAAUCACACAAGACCCUGGACAACAAGCAAAUCUUUAAGAUCGCCGACAUUUCCCAAAUGCUUCUGAUCGAGCGGCCCAUUGCGCACGAAAGCGAAGCUAUCGCGAGCACAUCGGCGACCAAGAACGCCAGCAACGACGAGUACAUCUACCCUCAUGGCAUUACGCCGCCUAUGACAUGGGCACGGAAGCGCCGAUUCCGCAAACGUAUCCACAACCAGUCGAUUGAUACUGUGGAAAAAGAAGUGGAAGGACUGCUGAAUGACGACAAACGCGCAGAGCGUGUCGAGUACGAGUUCAUCGACCCGGAGCUGGCGGACCAGAUCGAGCAAGAAAUUGCGCAACAAAAGCUCACAGCAGAGAGCAAUGCGUUGGACUCUGACGACGAGAAGCAUGACGAUGAUGAUGCCAUGUCCUCGCACGCUGGUGGCGACGACGCCGGCCUGGAUGGCGACUUUGAUGACGACGAGAAUGUAGAUCAAGACUUGGCUGCCGAGUUGGAUGCUGCCUUAGCACGUGAACAAGGCGACAUGCCUGAUGACGACGAGGACGAUGAUACCUCGACGCGAGGCGGCGGCGAUCGGGCUAGCGACGAUGCGCAGAGCAUGGGCGAUAGUGAUCUUGAGGACCUCUGGGACGAUGACGAUGACAACGAGGACGAUGUGGAAGCGGAGGUGGAAGCGAGCAAAUCCGACAAGGAUGAAGACGAUAAAGAUGACGAGGAUGACGGUGAAGAGGAGGCUGAACGCCGUGUCCGUGAAUCGCAAUUGGAGGCGGAAUGCCGCGAAAUCGAAGUGCUGAUUAAGCGCAAGCAGAACGAUGUGGAAAGCACGAUGAAUGCUUUGCUCAAGAGCCGCCAUCAACAAGCUCUGCGCAAGCUGCAGGCCGAACACGAUGCGAAGAAACGCCACCUGGGCGAUAUCAAACAGCUUCGUCGCACGAUUCGCGAAGAACGCGCUGCGGAAGCUGCACGCCAUGCAGCAGCAGCCACAGCCGCCGCUGCAGCGGCGGGCGCAACGGCAUCCUCCACGUCUGCGUCUGCGCCAGCGUCGGGGACGCCUGCGCCAGCCGCCUCAGCCACGCCAGGUACAACGAGCGCCUCGACCAGCACCGCGCAGGGCGCUGCUGAGGCGGCGCCUGAAGCUGAGUCAGGCCGGAAAUCGUCGUCAGAAACUCCAUCGUCUGCAUCGUAG